This is a messenger RNA of Acanthochromis polyacanthus (spiny chromis), 4356 nucleotides long. RefSeq names its product GDNF family receptor alpha-4-like. Gene Ontology annotation, biological process: nervous system development. NCBI's taxonomy places the organism in Eukaryota, Metazoa, Chordata, Actinopteri, Pomacentridae. The record is from RefSeq and is a predicted model, not a curated record. The transcript has 8 exons. Gene Ontology annotation, molecular function: signaling receptor activity. Gene Ontology annotation, cellular component: signaling receptor complex; external side of plasma membrane. The coding region runs from base 550 to 1917 and encodes 455 amino acids.
AAACUUGCCUGCACCAACCCAGCUGUUCUCCCACAGGAAACAUUCCAGCAUCCCAUGGGCAGAUUCAGUCUUUUCAGGGGCCAAUCACAGUGUGGCUGUGACAGAGUUGCGCCAUGCAGUCUCUGGGCUCUGAGCUCAACUCUGGCUGGACAAGUGGGGAGCUGCGACAGACGCACACACAAGUGCAACUGCGGCACAAGUCGCACUUGCAGGCUGACUGAUGGGAGCUCAGUGGUGAUCAGCUGCACAAACUUUUUCCUGCUUUCUUGUCGGAUCUUUAAAGAAAAAAAAAAACCAAUCAGCCGGAUGCGUCCAGCGCAGAUCAAUACAAUCCGAAAAUUAAAUGGGACAACAAAAAUCGCGAGAACUUGAAUCGCUCCGGUUCAGUUUUGCCAACUUUGUGUACUAGACCAUCCGAUCCGCCUCAGUCCGCGCGGGAGCAGCAGCAUUAGCAGCAGAGGAGGAGGAGGAGGCUGGAUGUGGCAGCAGGAGACGGGUCACUGAGCUGCAGCGAGCCGGGUGCGAGUUUCUCCAGUCACCAACUCUCCAAUGUCACCGGACAGGAUGCUGAUCAUUGGACUUCUGCUCAAUGUCUUCUCUCAUGGUAGUGUGCCAGUAUCUGCGUCCUUAGACUGUCUGGUGGCGGAGCAGGGCUGCAUCCAGGAGCAGUCCUGCAUGGUCAUCUAUCGCCUGCUGGAAUACUGUGCUGCCGAGGAGGCCGUGUCUCCCCUCGGCCCAGAUGCCCGCCUGGAGUGCCUGGAGGCCCAGAACUCCUUGCAGCAUUAUCGCCCCCUUCAAGUUUGCAAGUGUCAGCGUGGCUCUCGCAGGGAGGAACACUGCCUCAGGGUUUAUUGGACUGUGAGAUUUGCAGCAUAUGAUGAAUAUGACGUGUCUCCAUACGAGGAACUGGAGUUAAAUCUGGUGAGAAACAUAGAGAUGUCCCGUAUGGCCUCCAUCAUGGCAGCUUCCACCCUUUCUGUGGAUGGCCAAAACCAGUGUCUGAAGGCGGCUCAGGACUGUGGCCUCUAUGAGAAAUGUGGCUCCCUGCGGUCAGAAUAUGUCGUAGCCUGCACCAAGCGAGCAACAGCCUCUGACAACAGCUGUAACCGCCAGAAAUGCCACAAAGCCCUGCGGCGCUUCCUGGAGCGUGUGCCAGAGGAGUACAGCUUUGCUUUGCUCUUCUGUCCCUGCUCUGACACUCUGUGUGGGGAGCGCCGGAGGAAAACCAUCGUCCCGUCAUGUUCUUAUGAGGAGAGCGCGAGAGGGGAGGAAAGAGUGGGCAAACCCAACUGCCUCAGCCUGCAGAACUACUGCUCCAGAGACGAGCUGUGUAGAUCCCGAUUUGCUGAUUUCCAGCACAACUGCCAGCCCUCGCCUCUCUCUGCCUCUGGCUGUAUGCGAGAGAGCAGAGCCAUGUGCCUGAAGGCCUAUGCUGGACUCAUAGGAACCAUCAUGACUCCCAACUAUGUGAGCAACAGCAGCACAGAGGUGUCCCAGUGGUGCACAUGUGAAGGCAGCGGCAACGAAUGGCAGGGAUGUCAGCGCAUCCUGCACAUGUUCAGCAGCAACAUAUGCCUGCGCAAUGCCAUCAGCUCCAUGGGAAUCUCCGCACCUCCUCCUGUGGAAAACACUCCAGUGCCAGCUUCUCAGCCCUCCCCACGCAUCUACCAGGAGACGGUCCAUGUCAGUGUUAACACUCUCCCUGAAUUCAACAGUAUGGAGGACAGCGAGGAAGAGGAACAGGAGGAGGAAGCGAGCGAGGAGUUCAACGUCAUCCCGCCGUAUUCUGAGAAGGACUCGAACAUGGAAUCGGGUGCCAGAGGGAGUCAGCAAGGAGCAGCCAGCCAAGCAGUGCCCAUGUUCCCAUUACUGCUGCUGCCUACACUCAUGUUAGACUGGGAGUGCUGGAGCUACUGAAGCCUCCUGCUCCUUCUCUGCUUACAUUUUACAUUUGUCAAAUCCAUGUCAGCGCCCAGAAUGAACCACAGCAGACGGUUGUGAAGAAGAAAUGUAAAUGCUCAUAACAUUUUUCUUUAAAAAAAAAAAAAAAAAAAUCCUGCCUUUAUUUUAUAAUUAUGUUUUUUCCUCUUGAGCCUGUUCAGGAGUUGAAAGAUAUCAGUAGCUCUGCAGUAUCUACCUUGUCUUUGCUCGAGUCAUCUAUGAAAGGAAGGAAACAACGUGAGCAGAUACAUGAGUGGACGGGUGAUUUGAGAAGUGCUGUCUGGGCAAAUACUCUAUCUAGAGCCUGCUUCACACUCAAAGUGCAUCCCCUCCUUUAACAAGAAGCACAUCGCCCAAGGCCACAUACACUAUACGUGCUCCCAAAAACCAUAACCAGUCUGCUCCACUGCAACCAGGCAUGAGCGCAGCUUUUGAUUUGUAUUUCAUGACUCAUGUCACAUCCGUUUCUCUGCUGCCCCUUCGGCUUUUCCUCUCCUUCCUUCAUACUGUGGUUGAGUAAGAUGAUCCACUUUGCAACAAGCUAAUAAGAACCUGCACCGCACUUAAACUGCUUUGUGCCAUUAAAUAAAAAGGAACCCCUUUUUGAAGUUGCUUCAUUUACAAAGUGAUAAGAUGUGAACCGGUGUGUUGUCACAUUAGGUAUGGUUCUUCUCACUUUGUUCAGCAAGGAAGUAGAAAGCAACAGUCACUCUGCUCUCCUUCUUCUGUUAACAUGCCACUUAGUAUUAUUCCUACCACAGUGAGUGGCUGAGAAUUCUACCACAGGCAAAAGUAAUGAGAUCAAAUUCUAUUGUAAAAAUGACGAGGAGAGAAAAGCAACAUAAGCAAUUACAGCACAAUUCAAAUUGCUCAGCAUGCAGGGGAAGUCUGGAGUAAAGCUCAGGGGAGGAAAAAGCCAAUUUACUGCUGUCAUAGCCUCUCACUUCUUUCUUUAUCCCUAGGAGAUGUGUUUUUAGUGCUGCUCCCCCAUCAUGUACUUCAGAUGUGAGAGCAAGAUGCGGCGAUAGCGACGGACACAGGAGGCUGUAAAGCCUGCUGGCUGCUCUGAUCAUUGAGCAGCACAUUGAGCCAUUCUCUCUGCCUGAAAUAUCUUUUGCUGAUGUUAAUGAUUUUUUCUCUUAUGGCUCAUUUUCUUGCGAAAUUAUGCAGCUGCAGGGAUGUAGGUAAAGAGAAGUAUAGAAAAGUUUUUUAGAGGGAUAAACUUGAUGAGUUUGUAAGAACUAACGAGUAUGAACUCUGCAAGGAAAAAUUUGAAAUUGCUUCCUGUGUCUAAUGACACAAAGUACUAUACUAUUGAUUCAUUGUAGGUAUACAUUCAUGUUUAUUUAAAAAGACAUCACUGUAUGUAAUUGAAGAAUUGCAGCUAUAGAUGACCCCAAACAGCGUUCCAAACAGAUUUUACAAAAUCAAUUGGCGAACUUACAUGACCCAUUUUUCUGCUCCACUACUGGCCUUGCUUACAUGAUGGUUUAUUCACUGAACUUUGGAUACGGAUCGAUAGUUUAAAGGCAGAAAUGCUUUGGCAGCAGAUGAAACCGUUUCCCUGAGAACAGGUCUUUCCUCUACUUCAAAGUUUAUAGAAGCCAUAGUUGGACUUUGACUGGAUGUUGUAAGAUUAGUAAACCUGCAGUGACUGUUACCCACUUUAGGGCAAAAUGACAUCAUGCAGGUUUUUGACCACAUUCUGGUUGAGAGAAACCAAGAGAUGGAAGAGGAAAAAGGUGAGCUAGCAAAGCUCUGAAGUGUGACAGCAAGCUCAGUUGGUGCAAAGAAAACAUAUUUGGACUGAAUAAUUGAAGUAAAAAGCCUGACUGGACAUCCAGCUGGUUUUCAAAUUUAUAAACCGUACCGUAGAAAAGACACGGCGCUAAAUAAACACUUUGAUUAAACAUUACGGCAUCACAGUGCAGCCUCAGCGGUGCUGCUAAUUCAAAUCUCUCCGCUGCAGUGAGUUUUAAAGCAUCUGACGAACAGCAUCCAGUGACAAGUGUCAGUAACUGCAUCCAGUGUGCUCUGGCCUUAAUACUUAAUGUGAGUUUACAUGUCUUUUUACUUUUCAGUAAGUUUGUUUAUAUUUGUAAACUAUGUAAAGUUAACAUUUACAUCAAAUGUUGUUUUUAUUUUUUAAGGAUUUAAAGAAAAGCUUAAUCACCAUCCAUAAAUCAAAUUCCUUAAGAAAAUAUGUGAAUAUUUGCCAAGUUAGAAAAGUUUGUAGGUUAUCUCAUGAAAGUUGUGAGACUAUGUACAGUACGAUUUCACAUAGUAAUCUUCUUGUAAAAACAUAUCAAACAUGCCAAAUAAUUCUAACUAUGAUGUGUAUUAAUUGUGUACUUUUGUGACAUAGCAGAAAGUGUGCCAAUUUGUUAAAAGAAUAAAAGUCACAUUGGAAAUUUU